This is a messenger RNA of Trametes versicolor FP-101664 SS1, 216 nucleotides long. RefSeq names its product HMG box protein. The annotation marks the transcript as partial. Gene Ontology annotation, biological process: cell differentiation; regulation of DNA-templated transcription; anatomical structure morphogenesis. Gene Ontology annotation, molecular function: DNA-binding transcription factor activity, RNA polymerase II-specific; RNA polymerase II cis-regulatory region sequence-specific DNA binding. Lineage: Eukaryota; Fungi; Basidiomycota; Agaricomycetes; Polyporales; Polyporaceae. The transcript has a single exon. The record is from RefSeq and is a predicted model, not a curated record.
CCUCGCCCGCUCAACGCCUUCUUCCUUUAUCGGCGCGACCAGAACAACCAGCUGAGGGCAACGAGCGCUGAAUCCUUCCGGCAAAACCUAGUGUCCAAAGCGGUCGGCGAGCGGUGGAAAGACGAGUCUCCGCAAGUCCGGCUGAAAUACGAAAAGCUCGCCAAAGCCGCGCAGGAGGAGCACAAGAGAAUGUAUCCCGACUACAAAUACAAGCCG